GCUGGGGACGGAAGUUGCACAAGUAGCUUAGUUUCAGUUUUGUUUCUCUCUCCCGCGGCUGGCCCGGGGUGACUUCAGCCUCCAAGCCCCGGGUCCCCACCCCUGCUCCCCACCCCGAGGCCCAGAGUCAGCUUGGGCCAGCUGUGCUGACACUUUAUCCUGAAUGUCUGGAGGAGAAGGAAAAAGAGGGGGUGACUCCCCCCCACCCCCAGGGCCCGAUAUCCAGGAGAAGUCCCCUCCUACACCACCAGAAGAGCAUUCCAGUAUGGCAUCAACCAGCCCGGCUCCCUCCCUGCUGGAGGCCCUGAGCGGCGACUUCCUGGCCUGCAAGAUCUGCCUGGAGCAGCUGCGGGCCCCCAAGACGCUGCCCUGCCUGCACACGUACUGCCAGGUCUGCCUGGAGCGGCUAGCGGCUGCCGGGCCCCUGCGCUGCCCCGAGUGCCGCGAGCCAGUGCCCCUGCCUGCCGCUGGCGUGGCCGCCUUCAAGACCAACUUCUUCGUCAACGGGCUCCUGGACCUGGUGCGGGCACGGGCGGGCGGCGGGCAGCGGGCGGGUCCCCCAGCCUGCGCCCUGUGCAUUCUGCGGGGUGGUGCAGGGGGCGGCCCGGCCUCGGCACGCUGCCUGGACUGUGCCGACGACCUGUGCCAGGCCUGCGCCGAUGGGCACCGCUGCUCACGCCAGACACACGCCCACCGCGUGGUGGACCUGGCGGGCUACCGGGCUGGCUGGUAUGAUGAGGAGGCCCGGGAGCGCCAAGCAUCCCGCUGCCCGCAGCACCCGGGGGAGCCGCUGCGCUUCCUGUGCCAGCCCUGCAGCCAGCUGCUGUGCCGGGAAUGUCGGCUGGACGCCCACCUGGACCACCCCUGCCUGCCUCUGGCUGAGGCCGUUCAGGCCCGUCGACCGGGCCUGGAGCGGCUCCUGGCCGGUGUGGAGCACAGUCUGGCCGGGCUGGGGGCUGCCCGGGCACGGGAGAGGGACACCCUGGCCCGGCUGCGCCAGCGGGCAGCCCGAGUGGGCUCCCAGGUGGAGGGGGCGGCCGAGGCCGGGCUGCGGGCUCUGCUGGCCCAGAAGCAGGCGGCGCUGGGCCGGCUGCGCGCCCACGUGGAAGCGGCCGAGGACGCCACCCGGGAGCGGCUGGCAGAGCUGGACUCCCGGGAGCAGCUGGCCAGGGGGGCAGCCUCCUUUGCCCGCCGGGUGCUGGGUCUGGGCCGCGAAGCCGAGAUCCUGUCGCUCGAGGGCACCAUCGCCCAGCGGCUGAGCCAGCUGCAGGAGGCCCCCUGCCCGCCCCGGCCAGCCGCCCACCCAGUGCCGAGGCUGGAGCUGCACCCUGGACUCCGGGACCCCUGCUGCGUCCUUCUGGGCUUGUCCUUCCUGGAGGAGGAGGAUGGAGAGCAGGAGGAAGAGGAGCAGGAGGAAAAGGAGCAUGAGGAGGAGGGGCAGCAGACACCCCAGGAGGACGAGAGCCCCCAGAGCCUGCCAGAGCCAGACAAGCCGGGCGGGGUGCAGCCCUCCAAGAAGGCCCCGGGCCUGGCCCCCCCGGCACACCCAGAAGUUGCCCUGGCCGUGGGUGCCCCCACCCCCCCACACCGGAACCGGGCCCCCCAGAUGCCCGCGGGCAGCCGGGCCCACCGGAAAAAGCAGCUCAAGGACAGGUUUAGGUCAGUAUCGCGGGAGCCCAGCCCAGCUACCCCAGGGGGCCCCCUGCCCAGGCCCGUGUUCUUCUCCUGCUUCCCCACCCGCAUGCCAGGGGACAAGCGUGCCCCCCGCAUCACGGGGCUGUGUCCCUACGGCCCCCGCGAGAUCCUGGUGGCUGACGAGCAGAACCGGGCACUCAAACGCUUCUCGCUCAAUGGCGACUACCGGGGGGCAGUGCCCGUGCCCGAGGGCUGCUCACCCUGCAGCGUGGCCGCCCUGGAUGGCGCCGUGGCCUUCUCGGCGGGCGCCCGGCUUUACCUCAUCAGCCUGGCAGGUGAGGUGCUGUGGCGCCGGGCACUGAGCCUGGCUCAGGCAAGCCACGCCGUGACGGCCAUGCCCAGCGGGGACCGGGUGGCGGUCAGCGUGUCGGGCCAUGUAGAGGUAUACACCAUGGAGGGCAGCUUGGCCACGCGCUUCGUGCCGGGUGGCAAGGCCAGCCGUGGGCAGCGGGCACUGGUGUUCCUCAGCGCCAGCCCCCAGGGCCACUUCGUGGGCUCCGACUGGCAGCAGAACAGCCUGGUGGUGUGCGAUGCACUGGGUCAGGUGGUGGGCGAGUGUCGCGGGCCAGGGCUGCACGGCUGCCAGCCGGGCUCUGUGUCGGUGGGCGGCCGUGGCCACAUCUUCCUCACACUGCGUGAGCUCAACAAAGUGAUGGUCCUGGACCCCUGCGCCACCCCGCUGGGCGAUUUCCUCACGGCAUACCACGGCCUGGAGAAACCCCGUGUCACCACCAUGGUGGACGGGCGCUACCUGGUGGUGUCACUCAGCAAUGGGACCAUCCACGUCUUCCGGGUCCGUUUCCCUGACAGCUGAAGGCGAGGGUCCCAGGGUGGGGGGCCAGGGCUGGGUCUGUUUCCCCGACAGCUGAAGGCAGGGGUCACGGGGUGGGGGGCAGGGUCCGCUUCCCCAACAGCUGAAGGCCGGGGGCUGGGGGGCAUGGAGUGGACAGGACCUUUCCCCAGAGGACGGGGCCUUUUGGGGGUCUUGGCAUGUGCCAAGCAGCCAGGCCCCCUGUGGCCGUGCCAGGCAGGUAGGGAACUACGGGGGUGACAGGCCGAGGAAGAGGAGGGUGGUGGAUGUUGGGGGUUCACCAUGCACCUCGAAUGUGUGGGUGCUACGGCCACCAUUGUGUGUGCUUCAGGUCUUGAGGUUCAUACCUUAUGUGGCAUUCCCCUUCUUCAGAAGCAUUCCUUUUAAAUUUUUUUUCUCUUUUUUUUUUUUUGUGUUUGUGGUGUGUGUGUGUGUGUGUGUGUGUGUGUGUGUGUGUGUGUCCAGGGUUAAUUGCUGAGAAGCCACUGCUCCCGGAGGGCACUUUCUCAGGUUUCUAAUUGUUUUUUAAUCAGAUUGGUCAGAAAGAAACUGAGAUGGGAGAAGGGAGGGGUGGGGAGAGGAGUGGAGAGGAGGGGCGAUAGAGAAGGAGAGAGGGGACCAGGUGGUGGUACACCUGGAUGAGUACACACAUUACCAUGCUCAAGGUCCUGGGUUCAAGCCUCCAGUCUCUACCUGCGGAAAGAAAGCUUCAUGAAUGACAAGGUAGGGCUGCAGGUCUCUCUCUCUCUCUCUCUCUCUCUCUCUUUUUAAUCUUUAUUUAUUUAUUAGAUAGAGAUAGCCAGAAAUUGAGAUAAGGGGGGAGAUAGAGAGGGAGAGUCAGAGAGACACCUGCAGCCCUGUUUCACCACCUGUGAAGCUUUCCCCCUGCAGGUGGGGACUAGGGGCUCAAAUCUGGGUCCUUGUGCACUAUAAUGUGUGCGCUCAAUCAGCUGUGCCACCACCCAGUGCCUCCCUCUCUCUGUAUCUCCCUUCCCCAUCUCAAUUUUUCUGCCUUAUCAAAUAACUAAAUAAAUAAAUAGGAGAGAAAGAUACCUGCAACCUUGCUUCACCACUCAUGAAGCAUCCCCCCUGCAGAUGGGAAGUGAGGGCUUGAACCCAGGUCUUUGUACUUGGUAAUAUAUGUGUUUAACAGGGUGCAUCACCGCCUAGCCCCCUCAUUUCUUUUUAACCAGAACGCCACUCGGCUGUGGCUGAUAUGGUGACAGGAAUUGAACCUAGAACCUCAGAGCCUUGGGCAGCUAUGGGGAAGUGGGCAGACAUGGGGAGUGUUCACUGGGAGCCCUGACGCACCCCACUCCGGGGCAGGAUCGUACUGGGUCGGAAGGGCCUGGGGUCUGGAGACAGUGGGUCUCUUCUCUUCCAGAAGUGCAAGCUCUUUUGUCAUAGUGGGCUCCCUGGGGGACCAAGGGCAGACAGCAGAAGCUGCUUCGCUGGGAAUAGUAUCCAUUUCUAGAAAACUCAGCCCAGAGUGGGCUAGAGCCCUGAGAGUAGGGUGUGGGGGGUGCUCUGACCCUGUGCCCCUUCUCCCCUACCUUCUGGGCUCUAGGCCUAGCCGGUCUGGGACACAAGCCCUGUGAGGGGUCGACGAGGGCUUUGCUGCAACAUGUCUUCCCUGAGGGCUGUCCGUUCCCUGGAGCCUUGUGUUUGCUUCCCCUCCCUCCUUGGUUUUCCAGAAAAUUCCUCUUGAGAAAUUUUGCCUUGGCUGGACGGAAACAGGUGAAGCGGUCAGUCUGAAAAUAGGUCACUCUCGCCAGGGAAUGGCCUGGCCCUAGGGAUCAGGGGUGGGGGGUGAGGGGUUCGAGGGCAAGCCUAACAAGAAAAUCAAAUAUGUCGGUAAUGGGACAGGGAAUGGGGGGGAUGGGAGACCACUGGGGGUCUCCCCCUGUGGUCUUAGCCAGAAGUAGCUGAGGUGGACACGUGGGACCAGAGACUUUGCAAAAAAAAAGAAAAAAGUGGCCAGAAUGAGUCCAGCAUGGACAUCCAGGGCCAGCAAAGACUUGGAAGAAGUCAGGGUGGAAGGUUCUAUAAAUUUGGGGGGUGAGGGAAGACACCCUCGCCCAGAGAGGUCACUUCAGUUCCGGAGAUCAGAGAUGAAGGGUCCGAGAAGUGUUGGUGGGGUAGACAUGGCCGUGAGCUGAGGUCCAGAAGGGGGGACACUGGGGUCAGAGGUCAGAUCAGCUCGGCUUUGGAAACAGGCUGCUGUGAGAUGAAGCCUCCUCCUGUAUAGAGAGUCAGCAGUCCUCAACUGGGUCCAAAAAAAAAAAAAGGUUCACGGGGGAAAGCAGUGAGAACGGACAUCAGGAUCCGGGCUGGAAUUUGGUAGCUGGAGGCAGUCGGCAGGCCGGGGCCUGGUCUGUAAAAGCCAGGAGAUAUUUUGCUCGUGACAGCCCUGAAAACUAUUUGGGGGUGUGUGUUCUGUUCAUGAGGUCAUCAGAAGCUGAUGGCAAAAGAAAAAAAAAGUUAUUAUUAUUAUUAUUAUUUUGGAAUCAUGAGCUGGUGGUCAGUUCAACAGGCUAGAAAGCCUGGGUGAGUCGCAGGGCAGAAACGAAGGGUGAAUGUUAUAGAGAUUGGGGGGCGGGAGGGGGUCUUCUUACUCACUGGGACACAUUCUGACUUAUGUACUCACCGUCCAUCACAAAGCAGAACUUACCCUUGGAUGGUGACUGUGGGAAUUACAAUACUACAAUAAUCACACCCCUCUGUCAAUAAUGGCCUUCAAGAAGAGCCUCUGGAUCUGACCCACGCCCAUGAGAGGAGGGUCAGGAGUGGGGAGGACACCCCUCAUGCCCCGGCAAGGAGGAGGGUCCCUGGGGUAGGUCGGGCCUUGGUGGGGCCGGUGGAUAGGAGGUGGCAGGAGGUCCUGGGGUGACCAGAUGCUUGUAAGGGGUGUCUUGUGGAGUUCACAUGAGGUCAGAUGGAGGUUCCACAGAAGCCCUGAGAAGGAUGGCUCUGGGGGUUCUCUAUAGCUCCGUCUAUGGGGGAGGGAGAGGGAUGAAGUGUGUCUUUCCUGGGGAACCCAGCAAGGGGUCCACCUGCUGGUGUGUGGGACAUGCCCAGCAGGGGGCAGUGUGGGCACAGCCUCCCCCUUCACAGGCACCCCAAGAGAGGCUGGGUUCCAAGUCACACAGAAGAUGGGGUUGGGGUCCCGCUUGUGUGGAUAUAGAGUUUUUUUUUGGGGGGUGCAUGAGCUCUAGGGAAUCAUGUGUCUUGGGGCUGGAAAGGUCACUCAGCGGAUCUGCCUAGGAGCUGAGAAUAGAGAAGAUGGUCUGAAGAUGGGGCGGGGGCUUCGGUCAAGGGAUUCACGUGGGAGUGGGAAAGGCAAUGCAAGAAGAGAGGCCCCACGGCCUAGUGGAAGGUUCGCGGGGAUACUGAAGGUGUCGUUCACUGAGGGGCACAGGGUACCCACAAAUUAUGGCAUGAGGGCGUGGUGUAGCAACAAGCAGCCACUGGAGGCAAGGCCCCAGAGCCCGGCCUGGGACCCGGGACCCUGAGGACUCAUGCCCAGCACCCCAGAGAGGGGCUUGGUAGAGCUGAGGAGUUUGUGUUUGGUCAGAGCCCAGAGCAAGUCCCUCUGCUCUGGGCUGUGAUGUUUAGCUGUAUUCUAUGUGGUUUAGAAUGUUCCAGGCUGUGCAGGCAUCUGUCCAGGUUGAAGCGCAAGGCUGUGCAGACAGAGCUGGGGAGAGGGUGCCUCUCUUCUAUCCUGGGCACCUCUGUGGAAGGUGGCUGAGAGCUGGGCGUGUGGCCUUAUGCAAGAAAUAGCUGUGGCUUGCGGGUGGCGCCAUCCUCUCCUGCCCGAUGGGGGAGAGGCUUUCCAUGCUGUGCUCUUGGGUGAGGCAGAGUCCUGCUGUGUUGGUCCACGGGGCGGCCGUGGGCAGGGGCUCGGGGGUGACCGCAGCUUGAACGGGGUGUUCCGUCCAUCUGUCCAGGAGCUAGACUUGUCGUCCACCAACCCCCUUGUUUUUUUGAGGGGACGGUCUUGCCCUGCUUUCUGGGUGCCACUAACACCAGCCACACACAGUGACUGAGGAAGAGACACUGGCCGGUCUGCCAGAGAGCUGGUGGGAGGUGAUGCAGACGCAGGGGAUGGCACCCCCACAUGCCCAGGGCAUCCCGUGGUUGGGAAUAUGUACGGAUAUUAUAAUCUGAGGGUGACAUUUUGUAGGGGUUCAGAGAGAAGGGGAGUCUCGUCAGGAAUUGGGGGGACAGGGCUGGGGAAAGGAGAGGGGUGUCCAGGGUGAGGUCUUGGAAAGUGUGUCAGGGGAAGGCCAGCCGGUGGGGAGAACUGCCCCACCAGGCAAGGAUGGGCCUUCUGUCUGCUGCCUUAGAGAACUCUGGGGAUGGCCUCAGGGAGGGCAGCCAGCGUCAAAUUUUGGGGGGCACGGACAGGCAGGGAGCAGGGCCAGCCUUGUCCAGCGAGGGAGAGUUCUUAGCUGCAUGGGGAUGGAAGGGGACUUCUGGUGGCCACAGGAGUGGGAGGUGGACAGUAGUACCAGGAUGUCAUCACACUCGACACCCCAGGUCAGGAAUCUCUGGGACCAAAUAGAGGGGGAGGCACUGGGGGAGUCCAGGGAGGAUUUUUGGGGGAGAUGGUUUAAGCACUUGCUUGGAGGUCUGGGACAGUGUAGAAACGGGACCGGGUGUCCUAGGCUCUCUGUGGUGACUCAACAAUUGGAGAUUUGCUGCCCGGGCUGGGGGGGGUGGGGUCUGUGCAAGCCCCCCCACCAUGCUGUGUGCAGGCCACCCUUUCUGCCUCUUCAUACAUUCCACUAAACAAUAAAUAAAGACACAGGAAAGCAA
Messenger RNA from Erinaceus europaeus (western European hedgehog), 7324 nucleotides. It is a transcript of the gene TRIM56, whose product is annotated as tripartite motif containing 56. The coding region runs from base 164 to 2509 and encodes 781 amino acids. Gene Ontology annotation, cellular component: nucleoplasm; chromatin. The transcript is spliced from 3 exons. The record is from RefSeq and is a predicted model, not a curated record. Gene Ontology annotation, molecular function: ubiquitin-protein transferase activity; zinc ion binding. Gene Ontology annotation, biological process: innate immune response; positive regulation of DNA-templated transcription. NCBI's taxonomy places the organism in Eukaryota, Metazoa, Chordata, Mammalia, Eulipotyphla, Erinaceidae.